Molecule: messenger RNA, 465 nt
Organism: Diplodia corticola
Lineage: Eukaryota; Fungi; Ascomycota; Dothideomycetes; Botryosphaeriales; Botryosphaeriaceae
Exons: 3
Coding region: 1-465 (154 amino acids)
Source: RefSeq, a predicted model, not a curated record
AUGGACCCCGGGGAUCCAGCCAUGCAUGCCGAUGAGCCUCAACCUUCCGUCUUCCGCUGGGUUCUCGGCUUCCUGCUUGUCGGGGCGGCAUGGGGAAUGACCACGCCAUUCAUGCGGCGCGCUGCCGUCAACUACACUCCACCGUCCCGUCCGUAUCUGACGGAUCCAAGUGUUCCCUGGUUGAAACGGAAGCUAUGGGGUGUCAUAUUCGCAGUGGCCGAUCUCUUGCGGCGGCCGGCGUAUGCUGUGCCACUGUUAAUAAAUAUUACGGGGAGCAUUUGGUUCUUCCUUCUGCUGGGCUCGGCCGAACUUAGCCUUAUGGUUCCCAUCACGAAUUCAUGUGCGUUCUUGUUUACCGUUUUGGGUGAGUGGCUGGCGGAGCGCAAAGUUAUUGAAAAGGAUACUUGGUUCGGGAUGGCACUGGUACUCGGAGGCAUUGCUUUGUGCGUGACUGCAAAGAGAUAG